AUGCCCCCCAAGCUGUUACUUGCGAGCGAGGUUGCCGCAUUCACGGAUACCGAGCUUGACCAGUACCUCGAAGCAGGUCGCUUGCCGAAUGGCGACCGCAUGGUCGAAGUCGAGGACCCGGACAAUCUUCCCGAGUCUUUUAUCCAGCGCCUGCGAGUCGACACGCCCUCGCUCCCAUUCAACCUCAAGCUCUUCGACGUCAUGCUCGACGGAGGCCGGCCCUUUUACCCCAUCGAGCUGCUCCCAGGACUUUCUCGCCAUCCCGAGCAGUACGAGGAGAUCCUACGCUACUGGCGCGAGCCGUCCGUACACUUCUGGCAGAUCUUCUCGACCCAAAACAGAUGGGUGAAAAGGGAAGAUGGCCUGGUAUCAGAGGUGGAUGUCAAGAUUGCUGGCAAAAUACUCAAUAACGCCGCCGCCGUUUGA
Molecule: messenger RNA, 426 nt
Organism: Chaetomium fimeti
Lineage: Eukaryota; Fungi; Ascomycota; Sordariomycetes; Sordariales; Chaetomiaceae
Exons: 4
Coding region: 1-426 (141 amino acids)
Source: RefSeq, a predicted model, not a curated record